Molecule: messenger RNA, 303 nt
Organism: Penicillium subrubescens
Lineage: Eukaryota; Fungi; Ascomycota; Eurotiomycetes; Eurotiales; Aspergillaceae
Exons: 1
Coding region: 1-303 (100 amino acids)
Source: RefSeq, a predicted model, not a curated record
AUGCUUGCGAAACUCUACCGAACAUUCCCGCAGAGCCAAGCUGUCAAGGCAAGACGUGUCGCAGCAUGGGCUGACUUUACCACGGCAGCAGUCAGGCGCGUCGGUAUGAUUCUCGGUUUUGUUGUCCGCACAUUUGCCAGGAGAGCAGCAAGCAUCCGGUUUUUCCGGGGUGGCCUUUUUCUGACCCAGGCCCGAGGUGUGCUCAGCGUCGUCGCUAUCGCAGCAAGAAUCCUGGCCACUGCUCGACUUCUCACUUGGAGCCGCCAGUGUCGCAACAUCAGGCUUAGGGGCCGGAGCCGGUAG